Triticum urartu is the source of this 1742-nucleotide messenger RNA. RefSeq names its product ABSCISIC ACID-INSENSITIVE 5-like protein 2. The record is from RefSeq and is a predicted model, not a curated record. Gene Ontology annotation, cellular component: nucleus. Gene Ontology annotation, molecular function: DNA-binding transcription factor activity. Lineage: Eukaryota; Viridiplantae; Streptophyta; Magnoliopsida; Poales; Poaceae. Gene Ontology annotation, biological process: positive regulation of DNA-templated transcription.
UUCCGUCCUCUGGUGGGCCCAUUGCCCCCCGUCGCCCACGGUUUCGCAUCAGGGCCCUCCCGUCAGUUUCUUCCUUCUCCUCCACUUCCACUCCCACCGUGGCUGCCUCCGCCGUCGCCUCCUCCUCCCUUCCCCAAUGGCAGGCGCCAGCCUCAGCCUCAGCCAGCUCUGACCGCCGCGCGGGGCCUUGAUCCGGCGCCAGGCGGGCGGGAAUCGCGCGGGUGCCCCGUUCAAUUCGGCGCGGACUCCAGCUGGGAGGUCGGAGCGGCGGAGAUCCGGUCGCCGGACUUGCCUCCAAUCCGCUGGUCGCCGUCGUCUCCGGAAGACAAGUCGAGGAGGUUCGUUCGCCGGCGCGUGCUGCCGCAGUGCGCCGUCUCGUGGAUCUGCGGUUCGGCGACUUGUGACCGGGUCUUUGCCGGUGGAAAGGGGGCUGCUUUGGGCACCGUUGUUCCCGAGGUGUUUGUCCCCAUAGGGGCGACCAGUCCAAGAGAGCGCCGGUUCAUGAUUCAGGCAAUGGCGUCGCAGUCGCAGGCAGGAGGCGGCGGCGGCGGCGGCGGCGGCUAUGCCGGCCCAGGGCAGCGCGGGCAGGCGCAGCAGGGCCUGGCGAGGCAAGGUUCCCUGUACAGCCUUACCCUCGAUGAGGUGCAGAGCCAGCUGACAGAGCCUUUGCUUAGUAUGAACCUCGACGAGCUGCUCAAGAGCGUGUUUCCUGACGGCGUGGAUCCUGUCGGCGGCGUCGCCGGCCAGUCUGAGCCGGCCCCGGGCCUGCUUCGCCAGGGGAGCAUCACCAUGCCUCCGGAGCUGAGCAAGAAGACGGUGGACGAGGUGUGGAAGGGCAUCCAGGAUUCGCCGAAGAGAAGUGGCGAGGAGGGUAGUCGGCGGAGGCGGGAGAGGCAGCCGACCUUUGGGGAGAUGACACUUGAGGAUUUCCUGGUGAAAGCUGGAGUUGUCGCUGAAGGGCAUUUGAAGGAUCCGAUUGACUUGCCAGCUAACAUGGGUGCGGUUGGGAGCAGUGUAAUUGAGGCUGCUGCGCCCAGUUUGAACCCCGGAGCGCAUUGGUUACAGCAGUACCUGGAGCCCCAGCAUCCACGCAUGGCAGGUCCUUUCAUGGCAAGUCAUUUGGGUCCUCAGCCAUUGUCUGUUGCUACAGGUGCUAUCAUGGAACCAAUUUACCCGGAUGGCCAGAUUACGUCACCAAUGCUCGAUGCGCUUUCUGAUCCUCAGACAGCUAGGCGCAAGCGUGGUGCCUCAGAUGGUGUAACUGAUAAAGUCGUAGAAAGAAGGCAGAAGAGAAUGAUAAAAAACAGGGAAUCAGCUGCACGGUCCAGAGCGAGGAAGCAGGCUUAUACUAAUGAGCUUGAAAACAAGGUGUCUCGUCUAGAAGAGGAGAACGAGAGGUUGAAGAAGCAGAAGGAGUUGGACAUGAUGAUAACCUCCGCGCCUCCCCCAGAACCCAAGUAUCAACUCCGGAGAACAAGUUCUGCCCCUGUUUGACGUCGAUAGUAAAUUUUGUAGAAUUACACCGCUCAUAUGGUUUCCGUGGUUGUGGUAGAAACAGUUGGUAGCCUGAGGUGUUGUAGCUUGUCCCAGCCCGGUGGUUCAGAGUUUGUAGAUGAGUAGCAGCCCUAGGCGGCCCUUAGCAUGUCCCAGAUGAUCUGUCUGUUCCGAGGCUUUGUCAGUGUGUGUAAAUCUGCCAGGUACAUGUUUUAAUUUUAUCAGAGCUCCUUCUUUGUACAUGAUAA